Lolium rigidum is the source of this 801-nucleotide messenger RNA. RefSeq lists its product as uncharacterized. Lineage: Eukaryota; Viridiplantae; Streptophyta; Magnoliopsida; Poales; Poaceae. The record is from RefSeq and is a predicted model, not a curated record. The transcript has 5 exons. The coding region runs from base 1 to 801 and encodes 266 amino acids.
AUGGCGGAUCACGGCCGUCCUAAUCAGCAGGGUGAUUCGUACAAGGAGCAUCUGCAUGUCUCGCCGGAGGAGCCAAAGCAGCACCACCCUUCAGAACUCCCUUCUGAAGUUGCAGCAGUCUCACCUGCUGCUCUAAAGGGUAGAUAUGCUAGGAGUCGAGCAGUUGGGGAUUCCAAGGAAAAGAGUACCCAAUGGAAUAGGAGCCGAGUCGGUUGGGCUUCCGAAGAAAGGAGUACUCCUGAAGGUGUCAACAUGGAGGAGCAUGCUUGGAAGUUUCGGUUCACUUUUCCCCAACCACCGAGAAAGUAUGGUGGCCCGGGUUUCGUUCACGGACGUUCAGUUUUACCGAGGCAGAAGAAACCUUCAGAGGUGAGGAAUGCACUCCGCGAAAAAAGAAUCAUGGCCAGACAAAAGGUUGCACGUUACCAUGCCGAGGUAGCCCUGCAUAAAUACAACACAGCAAACAACACAAAGUUUGAACUGGUGGAGAUACGAGUAAUCCGUUUAUUUUUUGAGUUUGGAGGUGGCUGUAUCCAUUAUAACUUCACAGCUAAGUCUGGGGAUCAUCAUAUUGAUGAUGACAGCAGUACCAAGCUAUUCUUCUCUGAAGUUAACGCCAGCUUUCAGAAUGAAAAUGAUGUAGUCUUGUGCUGUAUAGUUGGGGGAAAUGAUGCAGGGCAUUGCUACGGUUGUGAAGGUCACCAGCCAGUUGUUGUUCACCCUAGCAGCCAAGCUUACGGUGGGGGCAGUAGUACUUGCAUCAAUUUUCCCGGUUCGGACGGCAGCUCAGAUAGUGAUUAG